Mya arenaria is the source of this 651-nucleotide messenger RNA. RefSeq lists its product as uncharacterized. NCBI's taxonomy places the organism in Eukaryota, Metazoa, Mollusca, Bivalvia, Myida, Myidae. The coding region runs from base 1 to 651 and encodes 216 amino acids. The record is from RefSeq and is a predicted model, not a curated record. The transcript has a single exon.
AUGCCACGAACACACCAAUGUACGGGAAGCGAAAGCCACGAACACACUUCUGUACGGGAAGCGAAAGCCACGAACACACCACUGUACGGGAAGCGAAUACCACGAACACACCACUGUACGGGAAGCAAAUGCCACGAACACACCACUGUACGAGAAGCGAAUGCCACGAACACACCACUGUACGGGAUACGAAAGCAACCAAUACACCACUGUACGGGAAGCGAAAGUCACGAACACACCACUGUACGGAAAGCGAAUGCCACUUACACAACACUGUACGGGAAGCGAAAGCCACGAACACACCACUGUUCGGGAUACGAAAGCCACUUACACACCACUGUACGGGAAGCAAAUGCCACGAACACACCAAUGGACGGGAUACGAAAGCCACCAACACCCCAGUGUAUGGGAAGUGGAUGCCACGUACACACCAAUGUACGGGAAGCGAAUGCCACGAACACACCACUGUAUGGGAAGCGAAUGCCACGAACACACCAAUGUACCAGAUACGAAUACCAAGCGAAUGCUACGAACACACCAAUGUACGAGAUAUCAAUGCCACGAACAAACAGCUGUGCGGGUUAUGAAUGCCAAGUACACACCACUGUAAGGGAUAUGAAUGCCACGAUCACACAACUGUACGAGAUAUGA